Messenger RNA from Cynoglossus semilaevis (tongue sole), 3462 nucleotides. RefSeq names its product exonuclease 3'-5' domain containing 1 (gene exd1). The record is from RefSeq and is a predicted model, not a curated record. Gene Ontology annotation, molecular function: calcium ion binding; 3'-5' exonuclease activity; nucleic acid binding. NCBI's taxonomy places the organism in Eukaryota, Metazoa, Chordata, Actinopteri, Pleuronectiformes, Cynoglossidae. Gene Ontology annotation, cellular component: membrane; PET complex. The transcript has 20 exons. Bases 353 to 3343 code for a protein of 996 amino acids. Gene Ontology annotation, biological process: piRNA processing; Notch signaling pathway; multicellular organism development.
UCUUUUUUUUUCCCGGUCUCUCUCUACGCAAUAGACUCGUGGGAAAUUUGAAUUAUUUCAGUAAAAUUGCACAAUAACCGUUAUUUGAAUUUUUAUUUGGCAAAACGGUAUGACGAAAUUAACUUUCUAACAACGAAAAUCGAAUUUUACUAAAUUUUAGUAUGUAUUUAGUCAUGGGGGAAUCACAAAGUAUAGAAAACAGUGCGUUCGUGAACACAACGCACGGACGUCACAACGCACCUUGUGCUGCUAUAACGAGAAGCUAAAUCAACUAGCUUAAAUUUGCGUUAUAAAGUAACACGGUUUUCUGGACUUCUCUUUAAUCAGUUAUUGUUGUAACUGUGGUUUGAAAAUGGUGGUUGACGACGUCCACCUCAUGAAUAUCCUGAAAGGAAAACGCAUCAAACUGACCCUCAGGACUUCAUCCUUCUUUGGUGACGUUCAACGAAUAAAUCCAAAUAGAUCGUUAGUUUUGAACGACGUUGUUGAUGCCAGUAAUGGCUGCAAAAUCCCAGGCUCGAAACUGUUCUUUGGCAACGAGAUUAUCAACGUUGAAUUCACAAGUGAAUCAAACAAUGACAUAAGAACUGUUCCAGACAGUUGUCCAGAAGUGGAAAGAUUCAAGCCUUAUAUGAAGAUGAUCACAAUCGAUGAUGAUGAUGAUGAGGGAGAGCGCGUCAACAUUGUUGUCAUCGACGAGUUUCAUGAGAAGUUUGCGCCAGCUGUAAUGCACAUCAAGAAGCAACAUGUGAUCGGUGUAGGAGCCAGUGGAGUGGAGUUGUUCAGACAUGGAAGACUAUGUUGGCUCCAGAUUGCUACUAAAAACAAAGUGUAUUUGUUUGACAUCCUACUGCUUGGAGCGCAGGCCUUUAAAAACGGUCUCUCUGCUAUUCUGGAGUGUAAGGACAUUUUAAAAGUGAUACAUGAUUGCCGAGCCAUUGCUGGAUGUCUGUCUGUACAGUUUGGACUAAAGAUGAAUAAUGUGUUUGAUACACAGGUUGCGGAUGUCAUGUGCUUCCACUCAGAGACAGGUGGGUUUCUUCCUGACAGAGUGUCCACUCUGCAGGAAGUGAUCAGUCUCCACCUGAAGGUGCCGUCCUCCAAGCUACGAUCCCUCGAGAGACAGUCUCAGUCCACUGAGGAGGAAAAGGAGAUGUGGUUCAUACGUCCCUGUCCUGUUACCCUGAUGAAGGCGAUGGCCCUGGCAGUGGUCCAUUUGCAGCCCCUCAGACUGGUGCUGAUGGAUACACUAAUGGUGGAUUACAUGACCCUGGUGGAUUCAUACAUUAACAGCAGCCAAUAUGAACCUGAUGAAUUGCAACACGUGGGCAAGGUUCUGGGAUCAGGUGUGUUCGAGCUCGAUCUCCAUCACUUUCAGAAUUCUCAAGGUUUGCUGGCAAAUGGACAGAGUUGCAGCAUGGGCGGCUGCGGCACAUUCUUCAGGGUUUGUUUGAAAAACUACCAAACCGUGGUGUCUCCCGGAGACUGCAUUUUUGGCAGAUCCGUUACACCUGUUCUGGGCAGCGGCUCCUUCAGCAUCCAGCAGCAGGACGGCAGGCUGCGGCUGCCGCUGAACUUCACCUGGCCGGGUUCUUUCUCCUUAGUUAUUGAAGCUUGGAAUUCUCCCCCGGCGGACCAACCUGGAGACACCACCAACCCCGAUUUCUUGAUUAGUUAUUUUGCCAUCCAAAGACAGUUGGGAAUAGGGCGUGAGUGGUCCCAGGAUGUGCAGAGCGGGACGCAGACGGAGCUCAGGUACUCAUACCGCUUCAUCUGCAAUGACAAUUACUACGGGGACACUUGUUCCAAAAAAUGUGCUCCGAGAGACGACCAUUUUGGCCACUACACCUGCAACCCUGAGGGGCAAAUAGUCUGUCUGCCAGGAUGGAAGGGAGAAUACUGCCAAGAACCGGUCUGCCUUGAAGGCUGCAAUGAAAGGAAUGGAAACUGCUCGUUACCAGGAGAGUGCAGGUGCAGGGAGGGCUGGCAGGGCCUCUUCUGUGAUGUGUGUAAACUCCAUCCGUCCUGUAAACACGGUACCUGUAAAGAGCCUUGGCAGUGCACCUGCAGAGAAGGCUGGGGAGGGAUUUUUUGCGACCAAGAUCUGAACUUCUGCACACAUCACAAACCCUGUGCCAACGGGGCCACGUGCAUGAACACAGGUCAGGGCAGCUACACCUGCACCUGCCUGCCGGGUUUCACUGGUGUCAACUGUGACUUGGAGGUCAGGCAGUGUGACAGCCGGCCCUGUCACAACGGAGGCCGCUGCCUGGUUUCUGAGGACGGCUACGUGUGCGUCUGUCCACAGGGCUUUGAAGGGACACGCUGUGAAAACAAGAUGCUGACGUGUGCGGACACGCCCUGCUUCCACGGAGGCAAAUGCAAAGAAAGGGGGGAUGGGAAAAGUUACGUCUGCGAGUGUCCAGCAGGAUACACUGGACACAACUGUGAGAGGAAGGUGAAUAAAUGCACCUCCCUGCAGUGUGUAAAUGGGGGACACUGCGUGGUCCAGGGUAACCUCCGACUGUGCAGCUGUCGAUCGGGCUUCGCAGGACUGCGCUGCGAGAUCAACAUCAACGAAUGUUCCAGUAACCCCUGUGCAAACGGUUCCACGUGUGUCGACCGCAUCAAUGACUACACCUGUGUCUGCCCCCCCGGCUACACGGGUCGCCACUGCGACAGGCUAAAAGACGGCUGCGCCUUUCGACCCUGCCAGAAUGGGGGCACCUGCGUUAUCGGAGCCAAAGGCCGGCCCGCCUGCAUCUGCCCCGACGGUUACACCGGAGCCCGGUGCCAGUCUGGCGACGUGCCUUUAGCCGUGACGCCCGGUCCCAACGUGGGCUGGGAGUCUGGGGACCAGCUGGUGGCCAUCAGCCUGGGUGCAGGUCUGGUGGCUGUCCUGGUGCUGCUGUGCAUGGUGGUGGUUGUGAUACGUCACGUCAGGAAACAGAGAGCGAAGGAGCAGGACUCAGAGACCAUGAACAACCUCUCCAAGCUCGACUACCAGAAGGAGAACCUCAUAUCCACCCUGGAGCUGAAGAACACCAAUAAAAAGAUAGACUUGGAGGUGGACUGUCCCAAGGAGAAGUUAAAUCACAAACACAUCAACGACUACCACCUGGACUACAAAAGCUCCGUGGGGUACAGGGACGAAAUGUGCCUUCUGGACAAAGAUGAAAACUGUGAAAAGAUGACAGAAGACAAACAGCAUUUAAGUAGAAAGUACAGAGAAAGGCCAGAGUGUAGGAUAUCAACGAUAUGUUCAUCUAGAGAUUCAAUGUAUCAGUCCGUCUUUGUAAUAGCAGAGGAGAAGAACGAAUGCAUCAUCGCAACGGAGGUAUAACACAUGGAUUAGAGUUAUUGUUAAUGUUGGACUUCCUCUGGACUGUUUACACGUGUAAAGAGACUGGGAUUUAUUUAAAUGAAAGUUGCUGCUUUUGAAAAAAAAAAACACAAAAAACU